AUGACGGGAGCAGGACCCCGGCCCAGAUGUCGCCGUGUCCCCGCAGUGGCCGAGGCCGUGGCCCGCCGCCUGCGCGGGGGGGUGCUGGAGCGGGAGGGGACAUCGGUGGCCGUGCUGCAGAGCGACACCCGCGACCACUACAGAACCUUCCAGAUGCUGGAGCGGCUCCUGCACGCGCCGCCGCGGCUGCUGCAGCAGCUCCUCUUCCAGAUCCCCCCCGAGCGACAGGCCCUGCUGGUGCAGCGGUACUACGCCUUUGACGAGGUCCUGGCCCGGGAGCUGCUGGGCAAGAAACUCUCCAAGGGCACCAAGAAGGAGCUGGACGAGGUCAGCGCCCGCACCGGGGUCGGGAUCCGCAGCUGCCGCCGCCAGUUUGACAACUUCAAGAGGGUCUUCAAGGCCGUGGAGGAGCUGCGGGGACCCCUGGCCGAGAACAUCCAGCAGCUCUUCCUGCUGCCCCCUCCCCUCGCCCGCUCGGCCCUGCGGGGGAAAAUCUCGGUCUACAACGAGCUCGAGGCCAAUUUCAAGGCACUGUCCCGGGCGCUGGUGAACGUGGGGGGGAAGUUGACCCACGCCCGCGACGUCCGGGAUUUCUUCGUGGACCUGGUGGAAAAGGUGAUCGAGCCGUGCCGCUCUGACAAGUGGAGCCCUGGGGACCUGCGGCUCUUCCUGGCUCAGUACACGGCGGCCCCGCGCAACCUGGCGGCCUUCAGGCACCAGGCGCUGUGGGAGCGUUACAUGGCGGCCAUCAGCGCCUGCCUGCUGCGCAUGUACCACGACUGAGCCCCAAAAACCGGCACCCCAAAACCGGGACAGCCCCAGAAACCGGCACCCCAAAAACCGGGACAGCCCCAGAAACCGGCACCCAAAAACCGGCACCCCAAAAACCGGGACAGCCCCAGAAACCGGCACCCCAAAACCGGGACAGCCCAAAAAACCGGCACCCCAAAAACCGGCACCCCAAAACCGGGACAGCCCCAAAAACCGGCACCCCAAAAACCGGGACAGCCCCAGAAACCGGCACCCCAAAAACCGGGACAGCCCCAAAAUCC
Sturnus vulgaris (Common starling) is the source of this 1052-nucleotide messenger RNA. Lineage: Eukaryota; Metazoa; Chordata; Aves; Passeriformes; Sturnidae. The record is from RefSeq and is a predicted model, not a curated record.